Messenger RNA from Bactrocera tryoni, 624 nucleotides. RefSeq names its product protein ALP1-like. The record is from RefSeq and is a predicted model, not a curated record. NCBI's taxonomy places the organism in Eukaryota, Metazoa, Arthropoda, Insecta, Diptera, Tephritidae. Bases 1 to 624 code for a protein of 207 amino acids. The transcript is spliced from 3 exons.
AUGGCACCUUCAAUGGGUAAAUUCAAGGAACAAAUCCAUGCCGAAGAGCGUUUGUCCCUCACACUUCUGUACUCAGCAUAUGGAAUUCCUUUCAAAAAAUUAGCAUGGAGCUACAAAAGUGGAAAGACCACUGUGAGAAACAUAGUGCUGGAGACAUGUGAGGCUAUUUGGGAAAUGCUUUCACCAAUUUAUCUGAGUGAACCCACGCAACAACAGUAUAAAGACAUCACGACCGACUUUGCGCAAAUGUGGAACAUGCCAAACUGUGUAGGUGCGAUUGACGGAAAACAUAUUGCGAUAAAAUGCCCUCCAAAUUCAGGAUCCACGUAUUAUAAUUAUAAAAAGUUUUUCAGCAUUGUGCUGUUGGCAGCAUGUGAUGCUAAAUACACUUUUACAGCCAUUAGCGUAGGAGCUUACGGAAGCCAGAGUGAUGGAGGUAUUUUUCAUGCAACGAGAUUUGGCGAAGAUCUGUUAGAAAAUCGUUUGCCACUACCACUUGAUACUCCACUUCCGUUAUCUUCCCACCCGUUUCCGCAUUACUUUGUUGGAGACUGUGCCUUUCCAUUAAAAAAUAAUCUUAUGAAGCCGUAUCCAGGUGUUCAAAAACUCAACCGCUCUGAUUAA